This is a messenger RNA of Prorocentrum cordatum, 501 nucleotides long. The record is from the annotation of a GenBank genome assembly. NCBI's taxonomy places the organism in Eukaryota, Dinophyceae, Prorocentrales, Prorocentraceae.
AUGACGUCGUCUGCGACGACCUGGUCAAGAAUGUCGCAGUGGUCCGACGACCCGUACUUGUACGAAGCCGUGGGGGCGCGAAAGCCCCCAGGGCACCCGCGGCGCGGAGCGCGAGCGCCCCCGCGAGGCGCCCUGGCCACCGCCGGCAGUGUCACGGUUUCCGCCCCCGCGGGACGGAGCCCCGAGACCGCCGCGGGCACCUCGGCCGCUGCCAAUGCCGCGGUUUCCGCCCCCGGUCGGCGGAGCCGCAGCACGCCUGCGCUGCGACGCGACACGACAAGGGCGCCGCUGCCAGCGCCUGGGAUGGGCCCGCGCGCCGGGGACCGCCCGCGUCGGCUCGCCGAGCCGCCGCGCCCACGGCCGCCCGCAGCGCCCAGGCCGCGCCCGCCACUGCUGCCACCGCGGCCGCGGCUCCUCGACCUGACGCUGGCAAGCCGUUUCAUGGGCGGCACCGCGCCUGCGGGGGGGGUAACGCCGACGCGCGGCGCCACCGUGACAUAG